This is a messenger RNA of Nicrophorus vespilloides, 711 nucleotides long. RefSeq names its product cuticle protein 7-like. The coding region runs from base 1 to 693 and encodes 230 amino acids. The transcript is spliced from 2 exons. Lineage: Eukaryota; Metazoa; Arthropoda; Insecta; Coleoptera; Silphidae. Gene Ontology annotation, cellular component: extracellular matrix. The record is from RefSeq and is a predicted model, not a curated record.
AUGGCAUCGAAGUUGUUCGUGUUUGCCGCGGUCGUAGCCGCCGUACGUGCCGGAGUAGUAGCGCCCGUCGCUCAAGUAGCCGUCUCAGCGAAACUCGCCGACUCGGAGUUCGAUCCUAACCCGCAGUACUCGUACGCCUACGACGUUCAAGAUUCCUUGACCGGAGACUUCAAGAGCCAAGUGGAGACCAGAGACGGAGACGUCGUCUAUGGACAGUAUUCACUUCUCGAAGCCGACGGAACCAAGAGGAUCGUCGAUUACACCGCCGACCCGAUCAACGGAUUCAACGCCGUCGUCAGGAAGGCACCAGCGGUAGUUCCAGCACCAGUUGCUCCAGUAGUAGCUGCUAAGUUCGUUGCCCCAGUCGCACCAGUAGUAGCAGCUAAGUACGUAGCAGCACCGGCCCCGGUAGUCGCCAAGUUCGUAGCGCCAUCUCCAGUCGUCACCAAGUUCGUAGCAUCACAACAAGUCGUAGCAGCCGCUCCCCAACAGUUCGUGGACGCCAGAUUCUUCGCUCAACCUCAACAGCAGUUUAGAUUCGUGGCACCGCAACCACAGCAGUUCGUAGCCGCUAAGUUCGUAGCGCCAAAACCAGUUGUCACCAAGUUCGUAGCACCAGCACCAUUAGUCGCCAACGCACCAAUCAUCUUCAAGAGUCCAGUACUUUCCAAGUACAGCUACGCCACCUUGUAAACGACCGACGCACCAAAA